ACGCGCCAUCAAGAGAGUGAAGACAAAGAGUAAGAGUGAGAUUGCAGGAGAUUUCAGUUUUGCUGAGAUCGAUGGAAUGUCUUUUUAAGGAGCGCGCAUGCAGGCUUGUAUGAGUUUGGGACUCUGUUUUUCCAUCUCCAUUUCCAGAUCCAAUCUAAUUUUCCAUUCCUUUUAAUCUUCCAUCCAAAUCUUUUCUUUUUCUUUUUUCAGUUCGUCCAAAUUCCUGGAUAUAGAACUAUUCUCGGAAUUUCACCUAAAAAGAAAAGGUUUCCAUUGUUAGUUUCUUCCUGAUCAUUUGGAUUCCAGGUUGAAGAAAGUUCGCCAUGUUCAGGAUUUCACCUCAUAGGAAUCAAAGAUCCAAAGGUUUGAAGGUAAAGCAUGCUUUACAAAUAUGUCUUCUGGUUGCUAUUUGCAUAUGGUUGCUUUACCAAGUUAGGCACUCUAGUGAGAAGAAAGCGGAGUAUGAGAAAUCCGCGAAUGAAGUCAUUAAGUUGGGGAGAAAGGACCUUCCUCAAGCAAAGGAAACGAUUAUUAAGGAUGUGCAGGACAAGGAGGAAGAAGAGGAAGAAAGCAGGCUUGGAGAAGAUGAUAACAAGCUUGAUGAAACGGACAAUGAAGAAAGAGGGAAUGGGGAUGAUGAUGCAAUGCAUGAGCAUGACAUUGCUAUGCCAAGAGAGGAAACCGAGCGUGGAGAAGUUUCUAUAUAUGGAGAGAAGGAAAAUGAAGAAAGUCGGAACCAUGAGAGUGAAGAGAAGGAAAACGGAGACCUGGAGAGUGGAGAGGAAGUGUUAGAAGAGAGUAAAGAGGACAGUGAAAACAAGGUGAGUGAAGUCAAUGCGGAGCUCGAGGAGAAAGAAAACACCGCGGAGAGUCAAGAGAAGGAAAAUAAGCAUAUUGGGGAAGAGAGUAAUGCAACAGAAAGUGGCGAGAAAGAGAGUGAGAAAAGCGGAGAUGAGGUAGAGAAUUCUGAUGAUCGGGUCAAUGAUGGAGUAGACAGGAAUAAUGAAGAAGCAAGAGAAGAACAUUACAAAGGGGGUGAUGCUUCAAGUGAAGUAAUCCAUGAUACCCAACAUGUCGCGAUGGAGAAUGAGACAAGUGAUUUGAAAAAUUCCAAUGAGUUGGAGGAACCGGAAAACAAUGAUAAAAAUCAAUUUGAGCAGGAGAAAGGAUCGAAUAGCAGUGAAGCAGCCAAUGUCCAUCAUAACGAGUCAAAUGAGCAGGAAAAUGGGACGACUGAAAACUAUCCUGAGAGUGGUUAUGAGAGCACUGAGGCUUCCAUGAGAGAUACAAAAUCAAAUGAGCACCAGGAUGGGGCAGAUGCGACAUCCAACACAACUCAGAAUGAAAAUGAUCAGCAAUCGGACUCAGGUGGCAAUGGCGAGCAGUCAGAUUCAAAUGCAAUUGCUACUUUGACUGAAAACAUGGAUGGAGCUAGCGAAGGUUCUACAGCCUCUACCGGUAACUCUAAAUCUGUUGAAUCAAAUGAACAGACUGAGAACUGCAAUGCAUGGAGAGGAUCAGAUAAGAAUUCUGCCUCUUCAUUUACAAGCCAAAAUGACAGAGUUCAGAGGGAAGAAUCCUACAAUAAUUCUGGAGUAGAGGGUACGCGAGGAAAACUUCUUUCCUUGAACACAAUUGAUAAUUCGAAUGCUGGUCAGAAUGAAGAAGUUCAUGCUUCUGAUUCUUCAAUUGCCGAAGGAGGGAAAACUUCCUCAAACACUAAUGAUAAUGCCGGUCCAGGUCAGAAGGAGAAUGAGAGUGGCGGCUAUACCAACAAUGAUGCAAAUGUAAAUGAGAAAGACAUCAGCACUGACAAUCAGAGCAGCACUAAUGCAAAUGCAAAUGCAAAUGCAAAUGAAGAGGUUACUGAAAAGGACAGUAAUAAUUCUAAUCUAGAUGAAAAUGCUACUCAGAGCAACACCAACAACAACGAGAAUGCAAGUCACAAUGAGAAUAAUACUGCUCAGAGCUAUAAGGACAACAAAAACGCAGGUCAGAAUCAGAAUAAUGAUUCCCAGAGCAACAACAAUGACAAAGCCCAUCAGAAUGAGAACAAUGGUGCUGUUCAGAGCAACAUCAACAACAAUGAGAAUACAGGCAGCGUUACGGACAACGAAAAUGCAGUUCGGAAUGAGAAUAACGCUUUCCAGAACUUGAACAACAAUAACAAUGAGAAUGCAGGCCAAAAUGAGAAUGAUGCUGCUCAGAGCAUUACUGACAACAAAAAUGCAAGUCAGAAUGAGAAUGAUGCUUCUCAGAACUUAAAGAACAACAACAACAAUGAGAGUGCAGACCGAAAUAAGAAAAAUGCUGCUGAGAGCAUUACCGACAACGAAAAUGCAGGUCAGAAUGAGAAUAAUGCUUCCCAGAACUUAAACAACGACGGAAAUGAGAAUGCAAGACAGAAUGAGAACAAUGAUCCUGUUCAGAUCAACACCAACAACAAUGAGAAUGCAGGCCAAAAUGAGAACAAUGCUGCUAAGGGUGUUAUUGACAAUGACAAUGGAGAUCAAAAUGGGAAUAAUGGUUCCCAGAAGAGCAAAAAUGCAAGUCGGAAUGAGGACAACAAUGCUUUUCAGAGUGACACCAACAAUGAGAAUGCAGAUAAGAAUGAGAACAAUGCUGCUCAGAGCAUUAACGACAAAGAAAAUGCAGGCCUGGAUGAGAAUAAUGCUUCCGAGAACUUAAACAACAACCACAACAAUGAGAAAGCAAGUCAGAAUGAGAACAACAUUGCUGUUCAGGACAACAUGAACAACCAGGAUUCCACAAGUCAGAAUGAUACUAAUAUGGCUCAGACCUACAAUAAUGAAAAUGCAGGUCAGAAUGAAAACAACAAAGUUGCUCAGAGCUACAGCAACAACAAUGGGAAUUCGGGCAAGAAUAAGAACAAUAAUGCUUCACAGAUAUACAACGAAAACAAUGGAACUGCAAAGUUUAGGACUUUGCCAGGUACCAGAAAUGAUGGGAAUAAUGGUGAUAAUGGCGAGAAUGUAGCUGCUGAGUGAAAAUGAUGCUCUGUUGUUCGCUAUAUGACCAUUACUGUCAUCGAAUUUUUGUUUCCUUUUCCCCAGAUGAUCAGGCAAUUGUAAGUUGCUGGCUUCUUGUUGUGCUUUAUUGUGAAUUUAGUACUGAAAAAGUUUGUUUGUACUUAUAGUUCUACUUUUAAUGAUCAACACUACAAGUUUCCAUAA
Messenger RNA from Gossypium raimondii (Peruvian cotton), 3194 nucleotides. RefSeq lists its product as uncharacterized. The record is from RefSeq and is a predicted model, not a curated record. Lineage: Eukaryota; Viridiplantae; Streptophyta; Magnoliopsida; Malvales; Malvaceae. The transcript is spliced from 2 exons. The coding region runs from base 324 to 3008 and encodes 894 amino acids.